AUUUUGGAAGCCUCUACCCGGAUGUAGUUAAGCUAACGCACCGUAGCCAAAGCUAACGUUACAUUUUUUUGUCGUUUGACAACAUCAACAGUUUUCUCUGUCAGGACCAAAACAUGUAAGAUUCACCAGCCUCGCGAUAAUUGCGCCCACCGCAGAUUUGUGUGAAAUACAUUGUAUUGGUGACAGUAAGCCUACGAGAGCUAAAAAGGGGAAACAGCUAAUUUGCUAACAGUCAUUUUCAUGUGCGUCUUCUUUUUACCGUCGCUGAGCUAGUUUGACGUGAAAAUGGACAUGUAGCUAAAAACUUUUUUGUUAAAUAUUUCUUGACGUGUUUUAUGGCUAAAUUUCGUAAGUUGCACCUCGAAAGGGAACUAAUUCGCGCAACACACUGGCCUUGAUGUGUGCUUGUGUUCUUUUUGGUCGAAACGGAGUGCAUUAGUUUUGCUAACAAGUGUGAGAACGUUACGAUAAGAAUAACUUCUAUGCGAUAAGAGUGUUUAUAGCUAUAGCGUUAUAAUGAGUUUCUUUAGUUUUGGACAAAGUGCAGAAAUCGAUGUAGUCCUCAAUGACGCCGAAACGAGGAAGAAGGUUGAACACAAGACCGAGGAUGGAAAGAAAGACAAAUACUUUCUUUUCUACGACGGCGAGACUGUCAGUGGAAAGGUGAAUGUCACACUGAAGAACCCUGGGAAACGGCUGGAGCAUCACGGGAUCAAAAUAGAAUUUGUCGGUCAAAUAGAGCUGUAUUACGACAGAGGAAACCAUCAUGAAUUUGUCUCCUUGGUGAAGGAUCUUGCAAGACCUGGUGAAAUUACACAGUCCCAAACCUACGACUUUGAGUUCACUCACGUAGAGAAACCUUACGAGUCCUACACAGGCCAGAACGUCAAGCUAAGAUAUUUCCUCCGUGCCACGGUGGUAAGAAGACUAAAUGACAUAAGUAAAGAGAUGGACAUUGUGGUCCACACACUGAGCACCUACCCUGAACUCAACUCCUCCAUCAAGAUGGAAGUUGGGAUUGAAGACUGCCUCCACAUUGAGUUUGAGUAUAACAAGUCCAAGUACCAUCUGAAGGAUGUCAUUGUGGGGAAAAUUUACUUCCUGCUGGUGAGGAUUAAAAUAAAGCACAUGGAGAUCGACAUCAUCAAGCGUGAGACAACAGGCACCGGUCCGAGCGUCUACCACGAAAAUGACACCAUUGCAAAGUACGAGAUCAUGGACGGCGCUCCGGUCAGAGGGGAGUCGAUUCCCAUCCGGUUGUUUCUGGCUGGUUAUGAUCUGACUCCCACCAUGAGAGACAUCAACAAGAAGUUCUCCGUGCGCUACUACCUGAACCUGGUGCUGAUCGAUGAGGAGGAGAGACGCUACUUUAAACAACAGGAGAUCACACUGUGGAGGAAAGGAGACGUAGUGAGAAAGAGCAUGUCUCACCAGGCGGCCAUCGCCUCUCAGAGGUUUGAGGGCUCGGCUGCCUCGGAGAGCGCCCUGGAAAAGGCUGCGAAGGAGGAGAGCGGGUAGAGGCUCCACCCCCCCCUCCUCCUCUCGAGACUCGUCAGCGUCUGCUCCACACGACCGCUUACCUGUCGACUGUGCAAACAUCUAGUGAGGAAGCCGUUUUGUUUGUAGCACCUCCAGGUUUAAAGGGAGGAAGAAGGGAAACGAACAUUCGCACUAAAAACCGAGUGUGAACUACCAAACUGUCUGCAUGAGGCAUUCAGAGCGGCUUCCAGCUGCCGGUCAUUUCCUUCCUCUUCAUGCAUUUUUAUUUCUGUACGGGAAUCAAGCUAACCAAUCACCUGUCGCUGUGUCUGCUGAUUAAGAUCACAUGAAGUUCUUACAUUUGUUUAGUCUUGUUUGUUACUUUCUAACUCUUUAGAGGAUACAUCCAUUUCCUGUCUCUUCGCAGCUUUUAGCAACCAAUCUAAUUUUUCACAUUUAUUAACAUUCCCAGCAUCCUUCCACAGUCAGAAAGUUAGAACCAACUUUGCACUGCUUUGUCUUGCGGAACAUGUUUUUGUUUUUGAGUGUCUUUGCACAAAAAGAAAAAAAAAUUGUUGGAAGUAGAAACUGGAAUCUCUUGUUCCUGUCAGAGCAAGAGGGCUAAAGUGUUAUCACACACAUUAUUUUUAAAUCUGUAAAUAAGACCAGUUAAACUUGUUAUCCAGCAUGUAUAGGUUGAUUAUCCAGUACACCGUGCUGCAGAACGACCAUCCAUGUGUGUGUGCUUUACCUCAGCAUUCCAGUGGUGUUCAGAGAGGAUGUCAACGUGUUUGUAUUAAGGUCUAACCAUGUGAAUGGAGUCUUCUUUCUCCUCUGUAAUAGAGACUUGACAGUUGUGCCUAUGUGUAUUAAGAUAAUGAAGAAUCUUCCUGCCUCUAACAUGAUUUUAGUCUUUUAACCAGAGGAAAAUUAAAGUAGAACUAUCUAUCUUUUGCAAAAUGCUUAUCAUUUAUUCUUUGUUCCCAGAAGUCAAAUAAAUUGAUGCCAAAUGCUAAACCA
Molecule: messenger RNA, 2499 nt
Organism: Nothobranchius furzeri (turquoise killifish)
Lineage: Eukaryota; Metazoa; Chordata; Actinopteri; Cyprinodontiformes; Nothobranchiidae
Product: vacuolar protein sorting-associated protein 26B-like
Biological process (GO): retrograde transport, endosome to Golgi; intracellular protein transport
Cellular component (GO): endosome; retromer complex
Source: RefSeq, a predicted model, not a curated record